Molecule: messenger RNA, 957 nt
Organism: Tetranychus urticae (two-spotted spider mite)
Lineage: Eukaryota; Metazoa; Arthropoda; Arachnida; Trombidiformes; Tetranychidae
Product: oxysterol-binding protein-related protein 11
Cellular component (GO): membrane; cytosol
Molecular function (GO): sterol binding
Source: RefSeq, a predicted model, not a curated record
UCAAGUAUUGAUUACUUGACUUUAAUAAGUUAUUAAUAGUUGGAGCUUAACGUUUAAGGGAAAGUCUGUAACACAUUUUCAUAGGGAACUCAACACAUGUGAUAAGUGUGAAAUUUAGUCAAUUUGUGUUUACAGUUUUUUUUAUUGCAGAACUGUCUGUUGACUUAAUAGAGUGUUUUUAAAAUUAAUGAAAUUAUUUAUAGAACGACAAUUAUUUUCCAUUGUAUUUUAUUUAUGUUAAUUACUGUCAACGCUUUCUUUAUCCCAUCGGCUUGAUUCAGCUAUAAACACCGAAAAACUGUUUCUCGAUAUGAGUGAAUCUACUGAAAAUAAUUCAAACAACCAACCACUUAAAUCAAAAAGUGACACCAUUGAUGGAUUAUUACACAAAUACACAAAUGUAGUGAAAGGCUGGCAAUAUCGGUGGUUUGUCUUGACACCGUCAAGAUGUACACUGGAAUAUUAUAUGCCAGAUGAAAGGAAAAAAGUUCACCCAAGAGGAUGUAUUUACUUGGCAGGAUCUGUGAUAGCACCGAGUGAUGAAGACAGUCAAACCUUCACUGUGAGCGCAGCUUCUGGUGAAACAUACAAAUUAAAAGCUAGUGAUGCCAAUGAAAGACAACGUUGGGUUAACAGAUUGCGGCAGGUUGCCUUGGCACAUGAAACAACUUUAGAGCAAUUGAGUAUAUCAGGAGCCCGAUCUCAAGAAGAAACCAAAUCAUCAUUAAAUGCUGUCACCGAUACCUUAAUGCAAGCUCAAAAAACCCAACGAACCUUAGUAUCAGCAAUUGAGGCCUACACCUGUACAGAUCAACAUUUAUUAACUCUUAAAUCGCUUUCUUCGUCCACUGUAAUGUCGCUUGAGCAAUGUUUUGUAAUAUUACAUUCCAUUGAAGGAAGACGAUUGAGUUCAAAAUAAUAAUGAUAAUUAAAUGUGGAAAUUUCAGUCCAAUGCAA